Messenger RNA from Peronospora matthiolae, 435 nucleotides. NCBI's taxonomy places the organism in Eukaryota, Oomycota, Peronosporomycetes, Peronosporales, Peronosporaceae. The record is from the annotation of a GenBank genome assembly.
AUGCGCCUGCACUUCUUACUUUUCCUACUAUCAUUGUCGACAGGAGUCUUUCCGUCGGUCCCAUCGAUCACGGACCCGGUUCGGGCCAGUGCCGGUUUUCUUUUGGUCGUGAAUCACGCUACAGGAGAGAUAGAGGGUCGUCAACGUCAUCUACGGGAGGAGCCUGAGACACAGGCUAGAGGCCUCAAUGGGAUCGCUUAUAAGAUCCCUGGGAUGGUCAAUCGAAUGCGCCGGGGGCCAAACUUCUUUGAUUUGGAGAGUCUGCAUAUAAAAAAGGUGAAACCCGAUGAACUUUAUAUCUGGCUCAUCACGAACAGGUUCAACCGCAAGCUAGCCAGGGUGUACCGGUACUACGCAAAGAUCAAGAAAGAGGUGAAUGCUGAUGUCGACAAGAGAAUUGAUUGGUGGGGGUUAAAAAGGUUAGCCUCUUCGUAG